Messenger RNA from Linderina pennispora, 1443 nucleotides. RefSeq lists its product as uncharacterized. The transcript has a single exon. Gene Ontology annotation, molecular function: zinc ion binding; DNA-binding transcription factor activity, RNA polymerase II-specific; RNA polymerase II transcription regulatory region sequence-specific DNA binding. The record is from RefSeq and is a predicted model, not a curated record. Lineage: Eukaryota; Fungi; Kickxellomycota; Kickxellomycetes; Kickxellales; Kickxellaceae. Gene Ontology annotation, cellular component: nucleus. The coding region runs from base 260 to 1405 and encodes 381 amino acids. Gene Ontology annotation, biological process: regulation of DNA-templated transcription; cellular response to starvation.
CAGACUUUUCCCCCUCUUCUCCUUGACGUCCCUCCUUUCCAUCCCUUUUUCCGUGUAUAUUUCGCGUAAUUUUAUUUCUUUCCUCUUAUUUCGGUAACUCUGAACGCCCUGUUAUCCAUCACUAAUCAUUACUCACGCACGCAAGGGCAUCACAACCACCUGCCUCAAAGCCCGAUCACUUACAUAAGUCCGCCAGAUAGACUGUGGUUUGCCUGCGUGGUUGCCGCUGCUGCAUCAUCACACGUAAAUUAUUUAUGACAUGGACGCUAUACCACGCAGCGCCGCAAUGUCGCCACCAUCGCCAUCUGAGGACCCGCCGUCAUCUACAGAGCAGCCCAAAAAGCGGGAGCAAGUGAAGAACGCAUGCGUUAAUUGCCAAAAGGCGUGCAAAAAAUGCGACUCUGGGCGGCCGUGCCAGCGGUGUAUCAAAUACAACCUGGUCGACACCUGCGUGGACUCGGUGCGCAAGCAGCGGCGAAAGGGCAUAAAGCGUGGGCCGUACAAGAAGCGGAAAAAGGAAUCCGACCAGGUGUCGUCGCAGUCAACACCACAGCCCACCCCGCCGCAGUCCGCCGGCCCCUCGUCGCAGCCGUCGCGUGGCAGCCGUGUGACAAAAAACAAACGCUUGUCACGGUCGCUAUCAACUUACGGACGCCACUUUACGCCACGGGUUCUUGGACCUGGAUCCAUACCGAUUCUGCACAACGACGAGUACGAGGAAAGUAGCACUGAUGAGACAGAAUCACUGCAAAGCAGCCAGAUCGCCUCGUUCGAUGCGCUCUCGCUCUCCCCACCCUUGAUGACCGCCCCGCAGCACCAACAAAUUUUUAUUCCUGCAAAUCCUCCAGCCCAAAGCAGUAGACAUGAACCACUGCCACACACUCAGAGUCAGACUCCCUACUACCAGUUUCAACAGACGCGCGAGCCCAUUCGCCUGCCGCCCAUCGCGUCGUUCGACCAGGCGCACCCGGUCAUACAGCCCCCCACAACCUCGUCUCUGCAUAUUCUCACGCACGUCGCGCUUAGCUCUUCACCUCCUGCUGUGCCCGCUCGCCCACCUUACGCCUUACCACCGCUCCCGCUGCCACCACAAAUUCCGGGACCAACCACUCAACCUAUCCCGCCCCAUUUCCCGCCACCCGACCACCCCGACCACUCCGACCCGCAGGAUCCGCGUCGAUAUACGCAAAUGAAGAGCUCGCCACCUUCUCCAUCCUCGCCUGAUGCUGAAACACACAUCCACCGGCUAUCGCAACAACUUGGAAAUGUGCAUAUCGGCCAGCAGUCACACACAGAGGACAACGAUGAACACGCGAACACACGUGCUAUCACCAGAACUCUUCCAUCGGCGAGUUCGAAUUUUCGGGCUGGCAACGCUGACGCUACACAGACAAACGACUACUAACCUGCUUAAUUUAUUUUCUCGCGUAAUGAACAUUCCAC